This is a messenger RNA of Solanum tuberosum (potato), 1634 nucleotides long. RefSeq lists its product as uncharacterized. The transcript is spliced from 9 exons. NCBI's taxonomy places the organism in Eukaryota, Viridiplantae, Streptophyta, Magnoliopsida, Solanales, Solanaceae. Gene Ontology annotation, biological process: transcription elongation by RNA polymerase II. The record is from RefSeq and is a predicted model, not a curated record. Gene Ontology annotation, cellular component: elongin complex; nucleus. Bases 399 to 1310 code for a protein of 303 amino acids.
UAACAAACCUCUGUUUGCCGUCUUCCAUCAAUCGAUCAAUUUUUUUUUUUGUGUUUCCGAUGAAUCUUCUGAUGCGUUGCAGUUCUUAAACUCAAUCGGAAUUCAAGUUCCAUUCUCCCUUCCCCUACAAAUUCAAUUUUUAUUUUUCAGAUAUUCGAUCAUCAAAGUCCGUCAGGCGAAUUCCAGCUCCGAUCACAUUCCGGAAAAACAAAUGGGCAGUUUCCUUUUUAAUUUAACAUGGAGAUUGUGGGCUUUAAAUAUAGUGAAUGGAUGGAAUGAAUGAAAGGAGAAAAUCAAGAAAAUAAAACUUAAUCAAAUGACUACUGGACUUCAUCUAAAAGGUGUGAGCUGGCCAGAAUAGAUUGAAGCACGUACCGAGACAUAAAAGGCGUUUUACAAUGAGGUGUAAGGUUCCUUCGCUGGUAGAUUUAUGUGUUCAGACAGCAGUAGAUAAUGUGAGAUACCUUGGGGAUGUUGGUGAAACAGACACUCAUCUACUAGAGCGUAUUUUGCCUCACUGUUCUCUUGAACAAUUAACACAUGUGGAGAAUUCGACAGAAGGAAGAGAUCUCAGUCAAGUGACUGAUAGACUUUGGAAGAGGUUUUACCAGAUUGAGUUUGGUGACAAGAGCAUCAAUCAGGUGGUCGAGAGAAUGAAGAAAGUGAAAGUAACAUUUAAAUGGAAACAGUUAUAUGAGGCGAAGACAGAGGAAAUGGAGGAAACUCAACAAAGGUCAUUCGAGAGAAUCAAGGAAUUGUACCAAAAUGAAAAUGCUAAACGGCAAAGCCGACAAGUUCGAGUCUGCACAAAGGUUCCCCCUUCUAGCAAUAAAAGAAGCUUUUAUGGUAGUGGACUUGGUAGCAAUUUUGGCAACACAAAGAGUCCGUUGAUGAAGAAGGCAAAAAUAGAGUUUGUCAACAGUCGAGAAGUAAAGAAUUUAGCUGCUAUGAAGAAUAAGUCUGUGCAAAGAAAUCAUAGCCAAGUUUCUUCUAUUAAGAAACCAGGUGGUUUAGUUUCUUCUCAAGAAAGAGGCAGAGGAUAUGAGCCUGACACAGCAGCUAGGCGUGAUUCCUCCACAUAUCCUGACACCGCAGCUAGGCGUGGUUCCUCCACAUAUCCUGACACCGCAGCUAGGCGUAGUUCCUCCACAUAUCCUGACACCGCAACUAGACUUGGUUCCUCCACAUAUCCUGACGCUGCAGCUAGGCGUGGUUCCUCCACAUAUCCUGACACCACAACUAGGCUUGGUUCCUCCCCAAUGGCUUUGUCAGCAAGAUCGAAAUCUACAAGGCGGUGGGAGAGAAGUUAGGCUGGCAUUUUAUGUAUCAAAGUUGGCUGUUGAAAGAAAAUGCUUAGUGUGUUUUCUGCUACAUGAAAGCGCAGUUCUGUAAUUUUUAUAAAACGCCUGAGAGCACAACUCUGUAAUUUUCAUAAAACGCUUGGCGUGCUCCGUAUAUCAUGCUUAACAUCAUGCUAAAUCCAUGAUUCUGCAAAUAGUGCUCUUGGAUUUGUUGUUAAGGUGGAUAUUCGGUAUUCGGUUUUGUAAACAACCCUUUGGAUGUUAAACUCUAUUUAAGGAUCGAGUCUUCUCGGGUCCUCUUAGUUGAAAAAAAUAUUGGGCUAUUGCAUGAUA